This is a messenger RNA of Archocentrus centrarchus (flier cichlid), 1605 nucleotides long. RefSeq lists its product as uncharacterized. NCBI's taxonomy places the organism in Eukaryota, Metazoa, Chordata, Actinopteri, Cichliformes, Cichlidae. The coding region runs from base 212 to 1396 and encodes 394 amino acids. The transcript is spliced from 6 exons. The record is from RefSeq and is a predicted model, not a curated record.
UCUCUUUCCAGUGAUUCGUGACAGGAAGGAGCAGGUUUCGACAUGCAGCUCGAGGAUGAGGAUGGGCGUGGUGAAGGCACAGAGACAAAUCAGAAGGCAUGUUGUGAAUUCUACUUCACCUCUGCUAAUGACUGCGUGGGCUGUCUCAGCUGGUGACUUGUUCAUUCUCUUUUUUCAGCCGAGCAGCACAGGUGCAUGAGAAGAAAGAAGCAUGAAUCUAUACAGGAGCUUUGGAAACCUCAUGGAGACUUGGUUAACUGAAGAAGACACAUGUGCUGAUGCAGAGUGCCUUCAACAUGAUACUAAAGAUCCUCCCACGCCUUCCUCUGAGAUGGAAACGACCCUGCGCUCAGAAUCAGUGGACUCUGGAGUGGAGACAGCCAGCUGUGACACAUCUGUUCCUGCUACAUUCUCCUCUGUCUCAACAGAUAAUACAGAAAUGGAAAGGGAAGAACUCGCCCCAACGCUAGCAUCACAGGCUCCCGUGUUCUCCUCUUCUUCAACCCCGCUUCUGUGUCCCAGCAGAGCUGAGAAAGACUCCACUGCCUUGAACCCAAAAUUAGAGCAAGCACUACAAAGGAUUGACUCUAGAUACCAAAAGGCGCUGACAUCAGAUGAAGUGUUCAGUCAGCAGCCUCAAGCAUCUGUUCUGAUCAAACGGCACACAUCUGCAUUAGUAAGAGGUCAAAGCUCAGAUACACUUGGCCUAAGAAGGACAGUCAGUCCACCUGUUUCCAUCCAGCCAAUGUCAGGAUUGUGCAGACGAACUCUGUCCAUGACUAGUUACAGGCAGAGAUCAGAGAGCUUCAGUGUCAAUAAGAAGAGAGAACUGAGUCCUGCGUUCAUCUACUUGGAGCAGGUGUGUCAAAAGCUAGAAGGUUUUGCCAGAGAACAGAUGCAAGCAGAUCAAGCGCCACAAAUGGAGGCAGAUGUCUUUGGGGAACAUCAAAAUAUCCAGUUGAGCCAGGCUCCUGAGACCCAUCAGAGUGAAUCUGCAAUUGCAGAGGAGGAUUGUCAUAGUAUUGAAAAUACUGUAAAUGCAGAGCAUGUUAGCAGCGAAGCCAAGCAGCAGAAACACAGACAUUUUCGGCAGAGAUCAGCUUCAGACACAACACUUGCCAUGAUGCAUUUAAAAAAAUUGAAUGCAGACUGCAGGGGGCAGCAUACGAGUAUAUAUGACCUGCAGGAGGAGGAUGCAGAAGACCAAGAAAAUAAAGAGUCUACACAGGAGGAGACCAAAAAACUUAAAAUGAGCUGGAGGAGAAAAAUUAUGCUCUUGAAAAGAGGGGGGUCUGCUGCUUCAGAUACAAAGAGCCAACAGAUGCAGUCAUCUGAGAAAAACUCUGCCCGGAGACGGCUGAGCCAGCUGUUGAGGAGGAGAGACAAAACUGUAUAAAUGGACCACAGUGUCUGGCUUGAUGUUUCGACAUGAGAGAUUCAGAGGAGGAUAAGCUUUCCUUCAAAAGUAUGAGCACUUUAACUGCUUUUAAAACAACUUCCUAUUCAUCCUUUUAUGCACCAUUCUGCCGUGUUGUAUAACUACGAAAAGCAUACUUGUAUAAUAUGUACAAAAAAAAGGCAUUUCAGUACUGUUUUUGACUUUGA